Molecule: messenger RNA, 3804 nt
Organism: Paramuricea clavata
Lineage: Eukaryota; Metazoa; Cnidaria; Anthozoa; Malacalcyonacea; Plexauridae
Source: the annotation of a GenBank genome assembly
AUGGGUCACUACUUUUCAGCUCACAGCAAAGAGCUUAAUUUCUUCGUCAUGUGUGGAGUGAACGACUGCCCUGCCACUUUCAGGCGAUAUCACUCCUUUUACAAGCACGUGGCGAGGAAUCAUGAAGACGAAUACCAAAGUGAUAUUGGAGGCCCUGCCGACAUUCUUGGAGACAUUAAUGGUACUAUUAAUGGCGACAUACAACAUAUGGAUCAAGAUUUAGAUCAAGACAUACAACAUGUGGAUCAUGAGAGUGACGAAAUCGGUGGUGAUUCUGAUUCGUCUUCGGACAACAGCGACUAUGAUUUAUAUGAAGCUCCUAAUACAAAUGGCGAGGUUAGUAAAUGGUAGUAAAUAUAUUGCAUUGUAUUGUCAAAUGAUGAGCCAGAAUGCUAUAUUCAUGAGCCAGAAUGCUACACAGGUACAAGUAGUAAGUAAAGUACUGAGUCUCAGACAACUCAGUACCAAGUACUUAGAAUCUGAGAUCCUGAAUUGCAUAAAUUGUUUUUCAAAUUUUAUUUAGUGUACAGGAAUCUGAAUCAGGGCUUGAAUCAGAUCAGUAAUGUUAGGAACUUGUUUUUCCAUGAAAUAACAAAUUAUUGUCAUAUUGUCAGUCAAAACGAAUUAUUGUCAUAUUGUCAGUCAAAAGCUAAUGGGAAGCCAUUCAGUGUAUAAACAUUGCAAGACUAGUUGAAAGAGGGAUGUUACACACUGUACAAUGCUUUAAAAUGUGUUGCAGUGUUGCCUGAUUCUACUUUGUGCAAUGGUUGUUGCAACAAAAAUAUUGUGAGACUUGUUGGUUGCGAGGCAUUCGAUACACCUUGCAAUUUCAUGUGCAACUUGUGUCGUAACAAAAUUGCGACACAAGUUGCGAGACAAAUUGCAUGGUGUAACAGCUAUGUAGGGGUUGACACAAUUACAGGAGCAACUUCUUCACCAGUAACAUAUAUAAAUAUUUGUUUAUAGUCUUCUGCAUCUGAUUUUCAACGAACUGAAGCAUUCUACAUCUUAAAAGUUAAAAAACGAAACAACAUAACUCAGGUUUGUUAUUACAAUGUGUUUGUCAGAGGAAUACUGCAUUACUGCUACAAUAUUUUGUGUCAUGGAUCCGAUUUUUAGUCUAGUAUUACAUCAAGGCUGUAUUAAAUGCUGCCGAAACCUAUACUCGCCUGGGCACACAGCAGUUAACCAUAGGGGGGGGGGGUUUAAAAGUGGGAUAAGAUAAAAGCUGUUAUUAAAAUUGCAGAACAAGCAUUUUUUGAAAAGACAGGUCCCUAAAUAAGUGUUCAUUAUUCUGUUCAUGCUGUGAUGUUUUCAGUAUAUAAAAGUUAUUGCCCCCUGGCCAAAAUCCUGUGUGCACUCCAGUGCAUAAAGUGUUCCUUGCCGCAAUCCGUUUCACAAAUUGUUUUAGGCAUUGUGAAAGACCAAUUCAAUUUAUUGUCUUUGUUAUAUAUAUAUACAUUUGAAAGACAUAAUUUGAAAUUUGCUUAAGAUACACAUUGGAAUGAACAUGCUAAAAGUCUGACUGUCUAGGUUUUGUUAAAUUCAUUGUAUGAUGAGAAUAUUUUUCGAGCGACAAAAAUAUAUCUGUAGAUCUUUAAUUUUUAAUUUCGUAGGUGGCCAUGGAUAACAUCAUUGAUAGCACCUCUGGCAUAGUACAAAGUAACAUGGACUUGGCCAAAACUAGUUUAAUAAAUGCAUGGGAAAAUCAUGAUCAUACAAAAGACUUUUCAGAAGUUAUUAAAGAGACAUUCGCAAAUAUUCCCAAACCAUUUUCUGCAUUAAGAACAAACUACUUGCAAACGUCCUUUAUAAAGAAGAAUCUAAAUUAUGUGGAAAUCAAGGAAGUGGUACUUGGUAAGAAGAUCUCCAUAAAGCACUGGAAAAACAAAAGAGUUCUUGUAGAAAAAGAUGAAACUUAUAUAUAUAUCCCAAUUGUUGAAAGCUUACGGCAACUUCUGUCCAACAAGAAAGUUGCAAAACUGGUUAUCAGAAAACCCAGAUAUUGUGACUCAGGGAUUUAUUAUGACAUAUGUGAUGGAGAAUUAUUUAAGAAUGAUCCCUUUUUCAUGGAACACCAAGAUGCCAUACAGAUCAUCAUAUAUCAUGAUGCUGUCGAAGUCUGCAAUCCUCUUGGAAGUCAUGCUGGUAUACAUAAACUUGACAUGUUUUAUUACACUAUAGGAAAUCUAAAUCCUAAAUUGAGAUCAAAGCAUUGUGCUGUGAGAUUGCUUGGUAUUGCAAAUGCCAAAUUAGUAAAGAAGUAUGGGCAUAAUGCUAUUCUCCGACUCAUAAUAAGAUAUUCACAAGCUUGAGAAUGGUUGCCCUUUUGUUGUAAAUGGCGGAGAGAAAGUUAUUUUUGGGAAAGUCGUCAGUUGUGCGGGAGACACAGAAGGCCAACAUGAAUGGGGAGGUUACAAGGUGGGUGUAGGAUUUGCAUUUCACAAAUGUCGCCAUUGCCAAUGUCAUUACGAUGCGAUGCAGCAAAGUUUUUAUGAUUACGAUUUCCAUGCAAAGUCAAAAGAGACACACGAAAGACACUGCAAGGAAAUUGACGAGGCACCAACAGAGCAGCUUAAGACUGACCUAAAGACUACCUAUGGAAUUAACCACCGAAGUUCACUGUGUGAUUUGCAUGAUUUUGAUAUUACCACACAGUUGCCACAAUAUAUCAUGCACACAUUGCUUGAGGGUGUGGUGCAGUAUGAACUUCGUCACAUAUUAGCGCAUUACAUCAGCACUGGUGAGUUUACUUUGGCCCAACUUAAUGCAGCAAUUACCAGCCAGUGUUAUGGAUACAGUGAAGUCUCUGACAAACCGGAUGCUUUGAGAGAAUCGGUUUUCCAAGGUGAAGAAAGAUAUAAACUGAAAUAUAAUGCUGCACAAGCAAGAUUAUUUCUCAGGCUAAUACCAUUCAUUCUCUGCUCACUUGUAAGUGAAGAUGAUCAUAUUUACCCAUUGAUAACCGAAUUGCUUGCUAUAUGCCAGAUUGUUUUCUCGCCUGUGAUCAGCCUGGAGACAAUAAAUUUGCUGAGAUUGCUCAUUGGUGAGCAUCUUGCUCAUUUCAAGGAACAUUUUCCAGAGAUCAACAUCACUCCGAAACAACACUAUCUGAUCCAUCUUCCAAAAAUGAUCAAGCUCCUUGGGCCAUUGGUUCGGCACUCAUGUUUUAGUUUCGAGUCUGCUCAUAACUAUUUUAAGGAACUCGCACGUAAGCAGAACUUCAAAAACCUUGCAAAAUUAUUGGCAGAGCGGUGUCAGUUAAAAGAAUGUAGCAACUUUGGUGAUUUAUCCGAAGAUGCAAGGUCACAUCCUCUUUUUUCUUCAGAAAGAAAAUAUGGAUCCCUGAGCACAGCUGGAGAGUCUGUAAAGAGAAAUCUGAGGGAACAUAUGGAUAGUUGUGGAUUGAUGCCAGGUAUCAAGCUCCAAAAUGUGUACAAGGCAACUUGGGUUGUUUGCCAUGGUACUGAUUUUCGUAAGAGUGGCGUUAUCAUGUGUGACAUAGAUAAAGAUUUACUCUCACCCAUGUUUGGCGUGAUCAAACAAAUAUGGAUUGUGAGUGACUUCAUCUAUUUUGAAUACAUUCCAUUUGAGACAUUGUGUUUCAGUGAACGGUUCCAGGCAUAUCAUGUGAGGGAAACUGUGGCAGCAGAAACUGUAAUAACAUCCUAUGAAAGUCUUGUUGACUUCAAUGUGUUUCACCAUCAUGAAGACAGUGAAGGAGAAAUUUAUGUUCCUGUGAAAUAUGACAUUGGUGACUUAAUUGAACAACAUGCUAAGGGGAAAAACCCAUUAAAAGUUUAG